This is a messenger RNA of Dermacentor andersoni, 21095 nucleotides long. RefSeq names its product tyrosine-protein kinase JAK2-like. The record is from RefSeq and is a predicted model, not a curated record. Gene Ontology annotation, biological process: cytokine-mediated signaling pathway; cell surface receptor signaling pathway via JAK-STAT; cell differentiation. Lineage: Eukaryota; Metazoa; Arthropoda; Arachnida; Ixodida; Ixodidae. Gene Ontology annotation, cellular component: cytosol; cytoskeleton. Gene Ontology annotation, molecular function: ATP binding; non-membrane spanning protein tyrosine kinase activity; cytokine receptor binding.
UCCAUUUUCGGCAGCACGCAGGUCUUCGCGGCCAAGUCUCAUUGCGUCGUUUUCACGAGAAGAACCUGAACUGUCCGCCCGGCGUCGAUGGUGAGAUACGACUUGUGCUACUCUCUGCACAGCGGUCUGCCGAGUCCGACGUUGCCUGGUUGUAGCCGCGCGCGCUCCACAAUUCGCUUCUUCAGCAGCGGUUCGUACGUUACGAGAAAGCGCCACAAGGUGUACCGAAGAUUAAACACAGGUAUUGUGACUACGCGGGGCACAUGUCCCGUCCCUUGACCUGUGGCACGAUGCGCUGCUGUUUACGAUGAUGAUUUAUUGGCAUCCCCUUCGAAAUGGGACGGUGACAGACAGUCACCUAGCCUGCUUGGUCUAAUCAGGUAUCCUGUACAUGUUUUUCAUCCUAGCAUUUUUGCAUACGUCUCAUUAAUCUUUUUCUUCCUCAAGACAAUCCAUCCUUCUUUUUGGUCAAUUCCCCAUGGUGGGUAGGAGCCACAUACUUGAUAGGACACACAAACCACCUUGUACCGCUACCCAUGCAACUGCUACAUGGCGUUCCACCUGGUGUAAUAAUGUGCAACUGCAAUGCAAAGUGCUCACGUGUCGAUGCUACGCGGCGCGCGUCUCACAUCGUGUGACAAGUGCACGAUACGAUGAUGAUUAUGAUUAUGAUGAUGAUGAAUGUGGUGAUGAUUUACUGGCAUCUCAUUUGAAAUGGAGCGGUGACAAACAGUUACCUAGCCUACUUGAUUUAAUCAGGUAUGCCAUACACGUUUCACACGCACGCGGCUUUUUUAUUCUUUGGCCAAUCCCCCAUAGGAGCCUGGCGAUAGCUACGACGAGCACCGGAGGCGGUGGCGGACAACACGCCAACCGAAAUGGCUAUUGGAAUGAGCCCAUAACAGCGUACGCUGUAAAAAAGAAAGAAAAAAAGAAGAAAAAUAAACAGUAAGAAAGGAAAAAGAAGACAACCCCAACAGUAUCAAAGCUUUGAUUUGCCGACUUGGUGCAUGGUCGAAUGGUUGGGAAAGAAGUACUAAAAAACGCAGGUGCAGCACCCGUCAUGUGCACUAUGUGUCUCUAUCCCUGUGUGUGCGUGUGUGUGUUUGUGCACGUGCGUUUAGGGCUGCAGGGACUGACAAGCGGCCAAAAUGUGUCGUGAGACGUUGAUGCAAAUGAAAUGACUAUGAUUUAUAGUGAUAGAAUCCAGCACGCUGUUCGCGAUUUAAGUAGGAAUUAUAAUUUUAAAUUGGCAGAGAAAGUCACAAAGCCAGUAAGUGGAAAUUUUGGUACUUCGGAUGUAUUCUAUGAAAUUACUGUACGGACAUCGACUAUCAUUAAGUACAGCAUAAUUAUUGCUUAAAAUUGCAGUUAGUGUAUUAUGAGACACUCGCACAUUAUUCUAUACUUUCGAAAUGAAAAGCGCACUCAUGGCUACGGCAACACGCUAAACUGCGUAUCACGUGAGAAGCGUCAUUUCGUUUUCGAUCCAACUGGUUUCGUUUUGACUGGUUAAAUACCAAGGAAACCAUGAAAACACGUAGCUAUUAUCGCAGAAAUACUUUUAACACUUCGGAAAACAUAAAUCGUAGGAACAUCGACUUGAUAAACAAAAUAAUACUUUCUCACAGCUGCGGCCUCACUUGUCGUCUUCUUCCCGCUAAUGCCGGCGCAUAAUCGCUGUCGCGCUCACCUAUCACCGUUUUCAGCAUACUUCCAGUGAACGACUACAUCCUUACUGCAGAUCAAAAAAUCCCGAUAAAAAAUGUUUCACGGCGAUUUCCGCGUUAACACUUCAUGAUUAAACACUUUGACUGGUAAGCUUUCCAUUGCAUUGAAAAAAAUGGGUACCAUGAGAACUGGUUGUCAGUCCCUUUAACAUUUUUCUUUCAAAAGCACUCCGAACGAUUUCAUUUUUGAAAACGCGCGCCAUAUUCCCCGAGAAAGGGGUGGGAAGAGAUACAGGACAGAGAAAAAAAAAAAUAGAAAACCUCUCAUAAACAGCAUAUUAAAGCUUGAAAUAAGAAUUUGAAGACACUUGCAAAUAAAAUAAGGGGGUGGAGGAGCACGUCUGCUUUCUUUUACUGGCUGGGAUUACUCCGUGGCUACCGUGGUUGUGGCCAUCCAUGCUGCUUCUGUGCACGCACGCGCACUGACAAAGUACCAUUGGUGACCCUCUUAGCCUUUAUGCGUACGAAUCUCCUCUAAGACUUUGACCACUUUGGUAUUGCGUUGAUUCUGAUUUAGUUGCGACGGCACUGUAUACGGACCGUACGCCGAGAACGCCGCGCCGCUUGGGGACGUCUUGAACAGAGGUUGGCAACGCUGCCGAGCUGCUUGCAGUUUACGGAGAAAAAUGAUCAGGUGGUAAAUAGCGAUAUGCCCAGCCUUCGGCGAAAAGACCGGCGUACAGACAGAUAUCUUUCUUGAUGGGCUGAAAUAAGGACCACCAAAACCUUCUGACUGCGAAGCUGGUCCGUCAGUGACCAAGGCAGUUUUUCAGCCAUGGUCUCCGCAAGCGAAGCACUGCGCAUCCAUUUCUACACGCCUCGUGAACCCGUGGUUAUUCCAAACAACAGUGGUGUGCAUAUUGCUGAGGACUUGUGUGUCCUAGCGGCCAAGACAUGCGGCAUCAGUCCCGUAACGUGCCAGCUUUUUGGUCUUUACUGCCCAGACCUGGACAUUUGGUUUGCACCGUCAGCUGCUGUGAAGGACAGGGACAAAACAGUGAAUGUUCAUUUCCGCCUGCGUUUCAAGCCUCCCAAUAUGGAUAGGAUCAAGGCAAGACAUAUCGUUCAUUCAAUACCGUGUAAUGAGGACGAAGCGGUGCUCAACUACUUGUACCAUCAGAUGCGACAAGACUUUGUGUGUGGUCGUGUACCUGAACUGCAUCAGAGCAAAGUCCAGAGCCGAACUCUGGGCCUUGUAAUCACAGAUGUGGUGCGCCACCUCAUUGAGCUGGGACAGACCCCUCAGCAGGGCAGUUACAGUUUCAGUGACUUUAUGCCUUCGGUUCUUGUCGGACCGUGGAAGAUGCGUGUGCUCAAGACCCGAAUGACCACUGCCCUCAACGAAUGUUGGCAGAACAGCCGACAAAAUGCUCAACGUGUCAAGGAGAUCUACGUAAAUGAGUUCAGAAGCAUAGUACCUGAGUAUGUGUGUGAACAGUUUGCUUCCCAAGUAGACACUGAUGGUCGGGUAUGGGAGGUGAUCCUGCAGGUCAACCCAUACCAUUCCCAGCUACCGGGUCUGCGAAUGCGCCCAAGGGGACCCAAGGAAAACAUAACAUGGACACAAAUCUGCUCCAUCAGUGAUCUCUGCUUUGUGAACAUGGUUCCAUCCAAUUGCACUGUUGAAAUCAGCCGUCAAAAUGGCAUACCUCAGAACCUCAGAUUUGACAGCAUCAGCCAGAUGCACUCCUUUGUGUCCCUCCUCGAUGGAUAUUAUCGGUUAACGGAGAAAUGGACAGUGAAUUUAUGUAUCAACCUGCCAACACCAUCAUUGACCAUGCUUCGAGCAAUGAGGUGCCAUGGACCAGUGGGAGCCAAGUUUGCCUACCAGAAGCUGCAGGAGAAAGGAGGGCAUGAAGCAGGCUGGUACCUGAUUCGGCAGAGCUCGUCUGUCUACCGGGAGUAUCGACUGGAUUUUCUGGGAAAGAAUGCGGCACCUGAGACCCUGCGCAUUGUACAGCUCAAGGAUGGGCGCUUUGCACUGGAUGAAUCUGCACCGGAAGAUGGCAUUUAUCCAACACUCGCAAAGCUGAUCAGUGAGGCUAUUCGCCCGACCCUUGAUGUAGAGCUGGGAUACUGUGUGCCUCCGUCUGAAUAUGACAAAACGCAGCUACUUUUGUGCCGCCCACCAUCUCUCGACGUGGAAAAGUCUGCUCUGAAGCGAGAGCCUCGCGAAUGCAUCCACUCAGGGGCACUGGUCUUCACAGAGAAUCGCAAAGACGAGCUGCCGGGCAAGUUCACCGUGGUGCGGCGGGCGUUUCUGCACCGGGAACGCAACCAGUACCGAGAGGUUGCUGUCAAAGCUCUGAAACCCCACCUCGAAGAUAGCCAUCUCAAGGAGUUCAUGGUGCAGUGUGACCGGAUGCUGUUCUGGCAAUGUGAAGCCAUUGUGAACUCCCUCGGCAUGGUGCACUCGGGCAGUUUUGGCCUGGUGUGCGAGUUCCUGCCUCUGGGCUCCCUGGAUGCCUAUCUGCGUCAGCACAGGUCGCAACUUCAAGCCGUUGACUUGGUUGAAGCGGCGAAGGGGCUUGCCCGUGCCCUCUGGUACUUGGAAGAGCAAGGCUGUGUCCAUGGCAAGAUCAGGUGCCGAAAUAUUCUCGUCUCUCAGCACGAGGCCAAUGCAUUCUAUGUCAAGCUUUCAGACCCAGGACUGCUUGUCUACGUGAAUGAGGACAUACAUUGGAUCCCACCCGAGUUCUACAACAACCUUAACAUGGCUAAAUCGUCCAUCAAGGCUGAUACUUGGGCCUUUGGAACAACCCUGUGGGAGAUAUUCAGUUAUGGGGAGCCACCAAUGGCAGGAGUCCCUAUCACAGAGGCAACAAGGAGGUAUAAGGAAGGGGAGAGAUUGCCAAUUCCAGUUGACACACAUGAGGGGAUCCGGCUGCUGCUGCAAGAGUGCUGGUCGUUGGACCCGGACAGUCGGCCGCAGCCACAGACCGUCAUGCGAGACAUCAAUCAAAUAUUUUAUGAGGUGUACAACUCUAGGAGAAGUCAUUCGUACGCCUCGGUCUACCCUCAAGCCUCUUCACCAACUGGGCUGUCUGCAGACCCAGCAAGUCCUAUGCUGGGGAAAACAACAUCACCGUCUUUUGCGUCCGUGGAGACAAAUCGGAGACUAGAAACUAUUAGGCAGCACCAUGCCCCCAUCGGAUUGUCUGCCACCUCAGCGAAUGAGGCUCUUUCACAAAGGCGCGGAUUCAAGUGGGGCAAGAAUCCUUUCCGAUUGCACUCAUCGGAAGUUAGCUAUGACAACCUUUCGAGCUGCUCUACAUCAACAGUUCAGUCAGAGGUGACGCUCCAGUCGGACAUAGGAACAUGCAUUGAUGUGGAGAGCUUGGUCAGCUUGGAGGAGAAUGCAGACAACGUCAUUUCAUUUGGCAACACAUCGCCCCUGGUAGAAGAGUCUGGUUCACCGUGGGUCAUUGACAGUCAGCAGCUGAUAAAAGGGAAGCCACUUGGCCAGGGCUUUUUCGGUGAGGUGUAUGCAGCUUCCCUCAAGAAAUGGGCCGGCCUACAAGAGGAGAUGGUGGCUGUCAAGUGCAUGCGCAAGACAUCCUUGCUCGAGUCCUUUCAGACCGAGUCUGGCCUGCGGGACCUGCAGCGAGAAAUUGAGAUCAUGAAGAGCCUCAGGCACCCCAACAUUGUCGAAAUCAAGGGCCUUGUUGAAGAGCCUGAGAUGAUGCUGGUCAUGGAGUUUCUGGAGAUGGGCUCCCUGUUGACGUACCUGCAGACGUACCGAGAGAAGGUGACUCAUCCUCAGCUCAUAAAGUACAGUGAGGACAUUGCUAAUGGUAUGGAGUACCUGGAGGAGAAGCACAUUGUGCACCGGGAUUUGGCUGCACGGAACAUCCUGGUGGCUUCUAAAGAUCAGGUCAAGAUCAGUGAUUUCGGCCUUGCCCAGUUCACGGUCAACCACUACUACUAUAUCCGUACUCAGAACCGCAAGCUUCCAAUGAAAUGGUAUGCCCCUGAGAGCAUCCUUUAUGGCAAGUUCUCAACCAAGUCAGAUGUGUGGAGCUACGGUGUUACUCUAUGGGAGAUGUUCUCCUAUGGGGAGGACCCUGUCAUACAGGGGGUUACACAGGAGAAUUUGGGCAGUGAGCUGGUACAGGGUAAGCGACUGGCUUGCCCCGCUGACUGCCCUGCUGACCUAUACCAGCUGAUGCUCCUCUGCUGGGCGACUGACGCCCACCAGCGGCCUGGAUUUAGCCACAUCAAGGGCAUGGUGCAUAACCUGUGAUCUCCUCCUUGUCCUCUCUCUCUCUAUCUUUUUGUUUUGCUGUUAUCACAGGGCCAGGUUGAUGAACCAGGAUUCUAAACAGGGCUGGUUGUCAGUACCAUCAGCAUAAAUUGAAAUGUGAAAAUCGGAAGGAAUGCCUUUUAAUAUGUGACUAUGUGAGGGGAGUCUCAUCGUGUAAUUGGGGGACAUAUUCUGUAUCGAUCACUUUCAGUGAUAUCACUUUCAAGAUGCAUCAAUUGCUAAGCCAGAGAAGGGGAAUUCAACUAACGUAGUGACAAACCUUUAAUCAGCCUUAUUCUCACGCUGCAUUGUUGAAUGUAUUGACAAGACACCUGCCACUCCAUCGAGGUGCUCCUCUGAACAUUGUCAUGUAACAGUGAUAAUAUUCCUGAGAGUGACUGAUUGAGAAUACAAUCUUAGUUUCUAAGCUGCUGUGACUCCAAAGCUCUGUUUUUAAGCCUGAAUUAUGCCAGUAUCACAAGGUACAGGCAGACGUAGAAGUGCUAAGUCACAUUCCACUGUAUCUCGACUUAUUCACACUUCAAUUUAUGUAUGUUGGUAGCACACGGUACAAAUGUUGAGUGGCUGACCUACAAAUUUCUAGUUCAGAAUCUGCGCUGUCUUGUUCCUUCCUGUUCACUUUCCACCUGAGCUGGAACCUCUUUUGGAACCCUUUGAGAAGCGGAGAGGUGAAACGGCAGACUAUUGUUAUUCAUAGAUGGAAUAUGGAAUCCCACUGUUGUCCAGUUCCUUAGUAGAUCCUUUUUUAAUUCGUGUCUUAUGUUUAUUUACCAGGAUUAUCAGGUUUAUUUUAAAGUGCUGCUCUUUCUGCAGCAGUCUCCUUGCGCUCAAGACAGGCGGGCAAGGUGCCUUUGCCUUUUGCCUGUGCGAGGAGGUUUCGGUCCUCUGAAUGUUCUUGAUCUCUCUGGAAACUCUCAUCCUUCACUGGAACGUUCGGAAGGGCUUUGAGAGUUAUUCAGAUAAACAGUCAAAGAAGGGACUUCUGCACUCCUUCAGCGUCCUCCCUUUAUUUUGAUUUACAUUAAGUACUUUCUUGAAUUCUUUAGUACAGGAUUUACCUAUCAUUGCAAUGCUGCACUGCUUUCAAGAAGUUAGUUAAAUGUGAUUUCAUAGCUGUCAGGCUGCUGUUCAUUCAGCAACCCAUCACCUUUUGCUUAGCCUGUAGGAUCUGUAAGACAUAUGGUUAAGCACUGCAUUUAUGUCAUGGUGCCUGCUUGUGUAGCAUUUAAGCAGCCAUAAUGCUUGUUUAUUUUCCCCUUACUUUUCUCAUUAGAACUUCACACAUUAAGUGACGUGCAAUUCAUUGCAGCAAUAUCACCAGCCUUUUUUUUUUCCUGUGCUGUUUGUCACCAUUACCAUGACUUGCAAGUUGUUUAUUAUGUAACAACAUACAGUUUCUUGAAAGGCAAGGAAGAAUGUGCUUGCUGAGAUUGAGUGGUGACUCUUUGUUUUGGGAAACAAUGAUAGGCAGCUUGCAGUUUAGAUGAGGGAGAUGUUGCAUUUUUUAAAAGUCUGUGUAGGUCCAACAGUUGGUAGCGAUAUUGUUGGGUCAUGCCACUGUCAUGCCACUGUCAUGCCACUGUACUUUGAUGUAUUGAUGUUUUUGUUUGAAACCCUCUAAAGGUGUUCCAAGACCAUUAUGAGGGGCAAGAAAAGUGGGUUCAUGCUUCUGCAUCUCCUUUGAAGGCACUUAGUACUUAGUACUUCCAUUGUCAUGUACAUCUCAGGUUCCACCCAUCUUGCUGCACUCUGGUAACCUUGGCUUGUGUUCACUGUUGUGGGCACUUCCACUCACAUUUCCAGUGCCCCUCUUUGGUAAAACACAGUGUGCUUUUACAAAAACUGCAAAGCUUGUAAAGAGCUAUGUCAAGGUAUCUAUCUGUGUUGGUGAGAUGAGAAGCUCUAAUAGAAGUAUGCCUUCAGGCUGAUGGGAAGUUGAACUUGUUGGUGCUUUCUUAUACAAUGUGUUGUCAUCUUUAUGCCAAAGGUUAUGUAAACUAGCACCUAAUGUUCUAAUGUUGCAUCAUUGAGGCAGCCUGGUAUGAAUGGUUAUUCAAUCAAACUGCCUUCUUGUUCAUGCUCAGUUUCUCAUAAAUGUAGCAUUCGAUGAUGCAUACACUGUUUGGAUGCAGUACUCACCACUUUCAUCCAAAGUCCACAUUGUCUCUGGCAACACCAGACCAAUAAAGCAACAUCCACUGUAGUGAAAACAGAAUUUAAAGAGGAACUUUUCCCUCCUGUCAUUAAAUGACACUAGCAUUUCUUCCACUAAGAAACUCUAUUAUGUUCUUCAUUUGGCACCGUCACACACAACUUGUGCAUCUUGCCUAUCCUGAAUGAAAUAGGAAAGUACUGCAUUCAGAUAUGGUAUUGCAGAAAAUGACCUGCAGCAUGCUGCCUACUUAUGAAAUUUGAGCACGAGCAAGCCUGCGGUUGAGUUGAAAGCUUUCUAUACCUGUGCUUCGUGUCAAUGUAGCAUUCUGUAUACAUAUCUGUGUGUGUAGCUUGCAUUUGUUAUUAAGAGGCCCAGUUUUGUUCUAUUCUCUCUUCUCUCUUAAUAUCUCAUAUUGUAGCUGCAGACCAUUCUUUAUUGAAGUUAGCCUCCUAUCUUACAUGACAUUCUAUGACUAGUUGUAUUAUACAUUUGCACAUGGAAUAUACGUACAUUUCUUGUGUUUCUUGCUUUUACAGGCUACAUAAUAUAGUCGGUACCAGAGUUGUUUUAAUGAGUUAUGAAACGUAUUACAUCUCACACUGUUUCAUGAACUGUGCUGAAUAUAGCUUUGUGUCAACAUGGGGAUCACAAAAUACCAUCUCACCCAAAUAUUAUUUUCAGCACCUAUCUUCUCUGUUGAUAGCUCUUUAACCAGGUACUGUUGUAUGAUCAUGACUGCUAUAUGUCAUCUUACACUUUUUUUGGCAGCUAAAUUGUUUGUGAAACAUUGUGUGCAAUAUUUUGUGCUAAACUUGAGACAGCUUAGUUCUUAGUAUUGGACUACUGCACCUAGAAUAUAAAUUUUUGAAGUAGAGUUAGUGUUAAAAAGCUGGUGAUGCAAUCAGCAGCAUUCAUUUUAUGUCAUAAGUUAGGUGAUAAGAAAGUAUAUGAAAGACAUCUUUAUGUGGCUGAAAAGUUGGCUUUUAUGGGUUGAAUUCGCAUUGUGAAUUGCUACAGUGUGCAGCUGAAAAAUUACCUCAUUCUCUGUCAUUGCAUUCACAAUCGCAUAUACCAAGCUGGCUUGCUGCUGCUUUAACCAAUUUUUCAAUGAUGUACUGCACAUAAUGUGCUGCAUGACUUGAGACCAUCGUGCCAAUGCAACCAUGUUGCUACUGUGCAAAACCAUUUCAUAAUAGAAAUGCUUCUUUGUCACAUAUUGUUUGUGAUUUGCUAACAUAUAAAUUUUUGCCCCUUUUACGUACUGAAAGCAUAUCAUUAGAGCAGUUACCAUUAUGCUGAAAUGUAUUGAUGCACAUAUAUCCUAUAGUGCCAGCACCUGACUAUCAUUUCGUGUCAGCAAGUUUGUGUUAUUUGUGUCAGAUGCACAGUUUGUGUCAAACUAUUCGCAUGGAUUUUUUUUUUUACUGAAGCACAGUGGUUGAGGCAUAGAAAUUUUUUCCAGCAAAACCAUAACUAUCAUUAGUGGUUUCACAUUGCCUCUUAACAUGAGGAAUUCAUUUGUAGCAUCUGGUAUUUAGCUUCUAAUUUCAAUGCCAUUUGUCCGCAUUGUCAGGAAACAUCAUGUGCUCCGUGGUCUUGCAAGAACAGCAAAACUUGAGUACGAUAACUUUGGCAAUUGUGUAAGGAAGAAAAGGAAAUUUAGGGCUCUUAAUUCUGAAUCAAUGUAGGUAACUGCAGAAGUUGCGGCCGCUAAGGACUGUAGGAAUAGUGAAAGUAGCCACGAACAUAUUUGCAAGUAUAUGGCAUUGAACUAACUGUAUGCUAGCUCAUGGUUGCCGAUUUGCAUAGUUUGAGCUGCUGACCCAGUCUCAAUGCUCUUUGCUUAUGUGGAAGUUCCUGCUGGAGUGUCAGCCACAUGCUUUCUUAAGCGGUGUAGCCUAGAGCGCUCCCUCUUUGUUGUCUGUGCAGCCGUCGCUCCUGACAGAGGCAUGCCCGGAGAUCACACUCGUCACUGAAGCAUAAAGUUUAGACGCAACAAGUUCACACGUGUAGGAUGCAUUAAGGAUUCAUGAAAUAUUCAUAAAGGCAAUUUGAUGCAUCCAAGCAUUGAUGCAUGAGCUAAGUGACCAUAUGUACUGGCCUCUGCUGGCUGAAGCAACACCACUCCAAGUCAGUGACAAGUGCAUGUUGGCUCAGAAGAUAGCUAUUUCUCUGCUACAUAAUGGUGGUGCUGUCUGUCGCCGGGCAGCAUGUUUUGGCAUGUUUCUUUCUUUUUUUUGCCUUAGUGAUGGUAGAUGGCACUACAAUUCUAUUGCAGUGACAGUGUGAGCUGCAUGUGUACGAUCGUGGGCUAGGCAGUCAUCCCUCGGUAUUGAGAACCAGUCUCAAGAAGACCACCGAGUGCCAAAACUUUGCAGCCGAGGUGAGAUAAAGCGUAGCAAAUGUCUACAACACCAUUUACUUCAUGUGAAAUGGAUAAACGAGUUAAAGGUGGCUACUCGUUUGGCCUGAAGCGGGCCAAAUGCCACCAUGUCAAGCAGUGACAUAAUUUCUGUUGCAUCCAGAAGUGUGCGGCACACAUUGAAAAAAAAAAAAAAAAACACUUUUGCUGUAAGAGAUCAAAUGGCUGACCUCUUCAUCCUAAGGCAAAGGCCCAUUUUGUUAAGAAAUGGGCCUUGGUGAGGGCUGAAGCCUCCAGGUACUAGACAAGCACAUGAAUGUGAGAAGGAGAAUGAGCUGUUUUGAUAAGUCAAGGCCACAUUUUCAUGUUGUAACACUUUCAGUGUCUUACAAUUUUAUUCACUUUUGAUGAACCCCACCAAGGGCCAUCAAUAGCACUGUAUAGCUUGGGAUCAUCCAUCAGCUUAUGUUUUACAGCUUCAAGCCAGGGCCACUGGAAGGUGUGCAUCUGUUGAGGCACUACGGCUUCUGUGAGAUUGGAUAGGAGCCGAGGCAGUUGCUCAUUGCAAGUACUAUCUUGAGAAGGAGGUUGAAAUACACUGGCUCUGACAAGUGCCGGUGAUAAAUAUUAUUAUCGGUGUCUUUUGCUUUCAGGCAAGCAUAUUUACUUAACCGCAAUUGCUUCAGACAAGCCAUAGAUGCUAGGUGCUUUGUGAAGUGAAGGUGCCUCGUGUAGUGAGCGUUCCCUAUGUAGCAAGAUGAUGAUUGGGUUGCUGGGCAAAGAGAGCUCAGUUAUAAUGACAUCGACAUGAUUUUACAAAGAUUUGCUGUGUGUAUCACAGUAGCACAGUUGUGCUACGAGUCAGAAUUGUCAUUUUUAUUUUUUUGAUAAAGGACAUUGAGCACCAGGUUAACAGAGCUGUAAUUGAAGGCAUUGUUUCACAUCUCUCUGACCAAGCUAUAGACAUCCGUGCCUUUGCUAUCGUAAAAUAGCCUUUGACAAUAGCGAACUAGUUUUUGCAUUUGUUAUUGUGGUACCAGCACUGUGUGACCUUUUGUCUUGUGUGUGUUUUUUCUUUAUUGCUACUGCGGAGCAUUCUAGAAAAUUUGUUCUGGAGAGCUUAGUUUAGAUGUCUAUAGGAAUUGUGUUUUUCGACAUAGCUGCUGUGGGACAUUCCAAAGUCUAUAACAUAUAUAAUAUGAAAAUUUUGGCUUGAUUGUAAUGGUGAUGCCUCAGGGGCAGUAUCUUAAUAUGUGUAUUGGUUUUUCAGGCUUUUUGUGGAUAGCCUUGCACUGUGCCAUAAGCUUAAAUGUGCAGUUAAACAAUGGUUGAACACUCGUUGACUAGAGCGCACAUAAGGUUGAUAUGGUGUUUACUGUGUUUGCCAUUGGUGAUUAAGUGGUAUUCAGAACCUACUACUGCUAGGAAAGAUGGCAGAAACACAUUGUUCUGCCAGCAGAAACACCUUAACAAAGUAUCUAUAGUACAUAUGAUCGCAGGAAUUUACUACACCAGCUCAAAUUUUAGUAAUUUCACUUUUGCAUUUUGGUAGGAACAUGUUUUCUAGAUGGCAAACGCAUUGCACAAGUGCCAAGAGAAUGGCGGCUCAGCUGUCGAGUAUUUGCCUACUGUUUCUGUUCGUGUAGUGAACCACAGUGCUUUUUAAAAAAUAUAGCCAUCUGUGAUGACUUUUGCUUGUUAGAGCUGGGAGCACGUUUCAUGUGAUGGAGCAGCUUUUCACAGAUGUGCCUAAUGAACACAUUCUGCUUCAACACCUUAAAACUUCAUUCAAGUAGGUUUGUGUAAAAAUAAUUGCUCUGUGAUUGUGGAACAACCACUGAGGCAGUUCUCAGUACUUCUAGUUGAAUACCGUGACUGCUCUGAAUAUCUUGUUUUUGCAAGCUAAGUUUUGCUAUUGCAUACUCCUGACUAAAAAUAAAUUUUUAGUUAACACUCCUAAAACAUUUGCACUACGUUAUAUUAUCAAGCUGCAAAAUCAUGUGACAUAACCAGUUAACUAAACAAAAGAUGAUUUCUGUGCAGUUGGUAAGAAAUUGCAACAGAGGCAUUUGCACAUUAUGUCACUGUCAGACCAUAUUUGCUGAAAGUUGCAAAAACAUGAAAGGGGUUUUGGUUGUGCUUCAUUUUUGUUCAACUUUACACUUUUCUGGAAGUACAGCAGACUCCCUCUAAACUGGAAGCUGUCAUGAGCUAAACAGUUUAGAAGAGUUUUCUAUAGAAAUUAUUUAUGUUAUAAACUUCUUUUAUCUCCUGUUGGAAAAAAAUUAUUUGAUUAAAAGUGGUUGUAUGAUAAGAGCACUCAAAGGAGGCUUCCACGCCAUCUAGUGUCUCAUGUUGAAAUUUGUGUCCUUGUUUCAAAAAAUUUGCAGUAGUCAUUACACAGUUUUAGUUUAGCGUUUGCAACCAAACGUAAAUGCAUUACAUACGUAAAGAAAUAGCGUUGUCAUCACUGCGCAUGCUCUGAGCGUUAUUGGGUUUCUGCGGUUUACGUACGCUAUGAUACCAUACAUUAUUUGGCGAGUUUAAUGUUCGAAUGUUUACGUACGCUAAGAAAUAGCGUUGCCGAACAUGGCAGCACCCAUGGAUACCGCUUCAGUGUGAAUUCAUGUGAUGGCUGCACUCUGACUCGCGUUGAUCGCCAGUAACUAUUGGAAUGAACUUUCGUUUUCUCUAUACUCACCUGAAACGUUAUUUAUGAGCGCAUAACACGUCCAAUUUCUGAGAUCGUUUGGUGAUUCCGGCGCCUGUAUGCCUAAUGAGACGCAUCAGCAUAGCAACAACAGGAUGGUUGGUAAUUAAUUUUCUUGGCUUGGUUUUUGUUUGGCACGAGGCACCAGACAGCGCCCUGUUUUAUAAUGUCUUCCUUAGGUUUGUGUUCCCUUACGGUAAACUAAAUGUGUUUAAAGGAUACACACCGUAACAUCCCACAAAGGUGAUUACGUUUAACGUAUGUAAGGCGACAAAUGCUAUUCUAAAGCUGUCUAUUGGGUGAAAAACGAAGUGUUUGGGUUUUCACCUAACUCCGCUUCACUUUUUUAGUUUCAACUAUCACAUCAGCUACAUCCGUAUGCUUUUAUAACUUAUAUCGUCAUUUUCGUGUCUCCUCUUAAUGUCAACAUUAAUGGUCACAUAAUGUGUAGAAUUGAUAACCACUGGUCAUUUACAAUAGCAGGCAUGGGUGCCAAAGCAAGAAAAAUGCAGUCAAGCAUGUCCAAGUAUUAGGAGAUAUGACAAAAAUGAGAAAUGUGCAGGCAAAGGUCUUGUUGACAUGAGAUAGGGAUAAUUGUAGAUGCCUGGAAGAGACUUUCGUUAUGCACUGGACAAUUUCAUGUGAUGAUGAUAAUGAUUUUCUUACUACUUUAUUGAAGUGUUCGAACUAGGCUUGGAAAACAGUUUUAACUUUUGACAACUUUGUAAACCUGAAACUUGGCACUUCUGCACGUGAAUUAAGAAUGCAGCUGCGUGGGUAGCUGGGAUUGUUAAGCGUCUUUGGAAAUUAUGCAUGUAGGCCAUCAUUUCCCAAAUGCUUUUGUUUUAUUGAAGCUCUGAAAAGUUUAUUAACCUGAGCAGGGACCCCUUCCAUGCGACUUAUUCAAGGUACCAUCAAUAUGGUGUUUAUGGCAUCUGCAGCAAAAUUAGACAUAGCAUUGAUUGUCUUUUGUAGCAGUGGCACAGAUAACUUUCUGCCAUCUUUGUGAGAGAUAGAUGCCAUUGCAAGGUUUCUCUAAACAUCGUGUUUACUGCUGAACCCUUAUCAUCACUUGAACAUGUAUUGUUUAGUGGUUUGAGUUGUUUGCAGCAGCAAAUGAUUAAAAAUUAUAAGUGGUGUAAAAUUCAGAUGUUCGAACCUAAAGGGAUGAUGGAACUGUAAAUGCUUUGUGUCCGCUGUGACAGCAGUAAUAUAAGAAGCAAUUUCUUGUGAUUCAUCUUGUGAACAGAAAGUGUAACUUCUUUGUUGCACUUUUUUACACAUGAUGAUUCCAUGCUGUCUAUUUGCAUAGCAUAUUUGUAUAUUUAUAUGUGUGAAAGCUGUUUUUAGUUUCUUGCAUCUCACAUGGGUUAUUUAGAGAAAUUGGAGUAUCGUCAGGUUGAUGGCGUUCCCUCAUUUUACUUAAUUAGCAAGCAAUGUUGUGGCUUAUUUUCUGCCACCAUUUGCCAACCGCAUUGUUGAAUCAGCUAUUUGAGCAUGUUGAGAACCUGAAUAUCUACGUUUUGUGUUACAAACAAUUUUGUUGUGUGCAAUAUUUGACGCUGACUUGUUGAAACAUUUAACCACUUGCUUUGAAGCACACAUAUUUUAAAGUCCUUUUUGUGUUUUGUUUCACAUACGUAAAUACUUGUAUGUUUAAUGUGUAUAGAAUAAUAUGCUAAUGUCUAUGUAUAUCCUAGGCAUGUAUGCCGUGUUCAAUAUUUCUUGAAUUCAGUUAUAUUAAAUGUACUAUUGUUUGUUAUUGUUUGUACGAUUGUUGGUGUCAGCUUAGAAUGACUUGAACAUGUACCUGAGCAAAUUGACUAAGGGGCACAUAUCUGCCUUUUAUUUUGAAAAGAAAAAUAUAGUGAAGCGAAUUUCAGGCUUCAUCAAUUGCAUCCACUUGAAAGAAAGCUUCAAGACCUUUUAUUUGUCAGCACAGAAUUUGUGGCAGUGCUCGUCUCGAUGUGUUAAAAUUUGACAUUGUGCUCACGCACACUCUGACAGUUUGUACUUCUCUAUAGGAAUUGCGAGGCAAGUGUUUUGUUAGUAUGUCACCAAUUUCUAUUAGAUUGACAAUGAUGGGAUUGCAAAGGCGCAUUAAUUAUUUGGACAGAUUGACUUAGGAAAAAGCCAGAAGAGAAUGAUACCUAUUCCUAGCCAACAAAAUUUGUGUUGAAUGGUAAUAAGGUGAAUGACUAUCUCUUAUGUUUAUUUUCACAUGUCAAAAAUCCUGUAUUAUAUCUUCAACAUAUCUGUCGUAUGCCUCGGCAUCAUGUCGCACAUUCGCUCAAACUGUGUACUGAUGACAUGAAUUCUUUCUCAUGAGAGCUUGUAAAAAUUUUCAUUAGGCACAGUGGCAAUGUACACAUCGCUCACUUGCUUGAAAUGUGUAAAAGGACAUGCUGCUAAGUAGGAAACAACUUUGUUCUUGCAUUCCAUUCACACAUAUUUAGGAAUUACUGGCAUUUGAAUGCCUAUGCUCAUUCUAUUAACUUUCACUGUGAAAGUACAUGCCAAGUAAUGUGCUCAGUGUUAGUAUUAUUACUGUCUCUUACCUCAUGGACAGCACAAAGCAGCACAUGAUGUGAAGAUCUCGACAAGGCAUUCCCUAGAUGUGAUGAGUAGUGUUGGUAUUUUUACUCCUUUAAAAUCAAUUCCUCUAGAGCGAAAAACACUUGCUGAUAUGUCACUGUAUGUUGUGCCACGAUGAUUAGCCAGGUUUUGAGUCAUGCGUGGCUUCGUGUGUUCAUGUGAUACAACAGAUGUGUGGUUUGAAAACUUUGAACUGCUUACGUAAAGCGCGUGUACUUUUUUUCUGAUGUGAUGCUUGUAGAUGUUACAUUUAUUUGCUCUCUAUUCUGUUAGUUUGAUAUGCUUUUCUGAUGAGGCCCUUUUGCACUAUUAGUCCUUUUCUUAAGCUAGACAAAAUAUUGGGCUAGUUGUUAUGGACUGGACACAAUGUGCAGUAGUCUGGGAAGAAGAAACACAUGGAGACACCGAGACGCCGUCAAGAUUGCUGUCAAUCAGAAGUAUUCUGGUCUGAAGAACAAGCACGUAAACACAGAAGAGCAAUAUGAGAUUUCCAACACCACAACGCUACAAAGAAACAAAACGCUCACAAGUAGUCAUUAAAGAAAUCGUUAACUCUCUUAGUGAUAAAUGAUAUCUCAUUCGGGGGUAGAAAUACAUAAAGUGUACCUGUUUUAUCUUAGCACACACAUGUUAAUCUUGGCUUGUGUUGUUGAUAAUCUUUUGUGCUCUUUCUGUAUUCAAGUGCUUGUUGUUCAAAAUAAGUAUAUCAAUUUUGACUGUCUUACUACUGUCUGUCCUGGUGCAUGUGCUCCUGUUACGGCAGCUUGCAUUUAGCCCUCUUAUGUUUAGUGCUUUUGAAAUGCUCUUCCUUUUCUAAUGUGCAUCUCUUAUGGAGCUUACAUGAAUGCUAACAACACUUCCAGGUUUAGCAGUUUAUAAAUGUUCAGAGAAAUGCAUCAAUGCAUAUGAACUUUGUUAUUAUGUUGCCAGGUGCUAUGGCGUGAAAUGGGCUUCGAGUGGCAGUGCGAUUUGUAGCGAGCAUUGCUGCGCGAUGGUGUUAAAGAGAUUAAGACAUUUCAGGUGCCUGUGGAAUGAGAGCUGUGCCUUCUGUACAAGUAGAUACACACAUUUAAUGUACCUCAUAUACAUACUGUUUACUUUAUUUGGAAGCAUUGCUGUAUAAGCGUAUCAUUAGUUGGGAUUAGCCGUGCAAAGAAUUAUACUAUUGCUUUCAGUUGUAACUGUUCAUAAGAUACACUGCUUUGACUUGCACAUGCACUGGCAGUGUGGGAAAUUCCUGCUGCUGGGGGUUCUGGUCAUGAAAUGCUUAUAAUAGUAGUGCUCACUUGGUCUUGCCUGGGCAUAUCGAUAAUGUCAUGGUGCUUCAGCUCUCAGUAUAUCUGUGAAGCAAGAAUACUCUAAUAUCUUUUUAUGAAUACUCUCAUUAAGGUCGAACAUAGUAUGAAAACUGUAGAUCACAUGUGAGCCUUAGGGUACUUUUGCACUGUUAAAGUAGGUGUAGCAAGCUUUAAGAUGGCUUCACUCCGUGUGACUUUUAGCAAUGUCUAUGUAAAUGGGAAUGGGAUCUCACAUUAUUUUUGUACUCUAAGGAAAAAUGACCUUUGCACCUUUGACACAUGCUUUCAGUGCUUCAGAAAUGGGGAAAAAAAUUUUUGGCCGUACACCUGUGGGAGCAAGGCCAUUGAUGUGUAAAGCAUGCCACAAGCACAUGAAACUUGUGGCACACUUUUCUAUGUCUGUGAUCAUAGACUUUCCCAAAUUAGUAGUAAUUUUGUCAGGAAGCUCAGUUUUGCUAUGCUGAGGUCAAAAGCUGUAAGUAAUCUUAGCAUUUAUAAACUAUGGCUAAUCUUGCAGACCCAUUGUCAUUGCUAAUGAGUCGCAUGUUUUUCAAAGCAGCUGUACUGUUUCAUGGUCCCAUAAACUGCUUUUAAAUAUGGCACUAUAAUUUAGGGUGCUUGCAGUAAGCUUGAGUACUAACUUCACAUGUACCUCUAGCAUAUACAAUUCCAUCGUUUGCUCAUGAUACUGAAGAUACCUUAGAAGUUGCCUUUUAUGAAAAAGGUUGAGUCACUUUGAUAGUGAUGUUAUGAGCUGCUCAGUAAUGGGCUGCUCAAAAUUCAGCACAUUCUCAGUUUGAUCCAGACACAUUUCUUAGUUAUGUAUAUCAACACAGCAUGCUUCUAACGUGUACAUAGCACAGAGUGUCUUGCAAUGUGGUCUAAAACAGUUUUCUUAAUGCGCUGUCACAUUUCUGCUGUGCUGAUUCUCUUUUUUCACAUCAGCUACGAAUGUCUCGCAUUAAUCAUUCCCAUUUCCUAUGGUCAUUUGUUACAUAUAUGUGAUAUGUACGUACUAUAUUCAAAAGUAUAUGUAAUUCUGCAGUACUGUCACUUAUGUAUUGCCUUUCUAAUAUGUUUGUGUCCUCAUAUGAUUCACUGGAGAAUACAGCACAUUGCUUGCUGAGUAGGCUUUUGAACUAAGAAUUGGGUGGGACGGAACGCCAUUUUGUUAACCCUUUCAGUGCUACUGACGUACCGGUAUGUUCUCCACUCUCUUCAUUUGAAUACGCACAGUAACACAAUGUUCGUGAGCUCUGAAGUAGUUCCACCAUCUAUUGUAUUUUUCUAGGAGCAUAUUUUCUCAUCUCUUCGGGCUUGCUCAGCCUGAGCUUUAUUUUAGCGCUCUGCGGAAUGUGUGUUCUGCAGCGCACUUUAUGGGCAUGGUUGUGCUGCACAGAGGUGUGGCUUGAGGGCUUUGUACACCGCUACUGCAGCAAUCCUCCAUUCAUAUAUUCGUGCCAUAGUGCAAGGUCCGCUCUUGCAUAUUUCUGCCAUCUUUGGUACGUGCAUGGCACAGUUUUUUUUAUUAUUAUUUGUUACCUACACGGUGAUGGUAUUGCGGGAGCAUGCGCAUCAAAAUGAAACUAAGUAGGAGAUAUAAAACAAAGAAAGGAAUGUGUGGACCAUACUAAAAGUGCAUUUUUCAUUAUCCGUGUAAUUGUUUUCCAUCUGAAAAACCGAAAAUAAGUUCUUGUUCAUCUUAUAACAUCGUAGAAAAAAAAAAAAAAAACUGGCACUGAAAGGGUUAAUAUCCAUUUUGGAAAUAGUGUAGGUCUUUCAGUUCUUAUGUCACCUGAUUUUCUAAGCAGGGAAUGAUUCUGUAUUCUGUAAUAAGCAGGAAGUGGCCAGCAAAAUAUAAAAGAAAGAAACAAGCCUGUACAGACAGCAUAGCUAGUAUUGCUAUGUCUUGGCCAUUUUCUUCUCGACCUAAAUAUUGCAACAAUGAAGUUAUGGGGUUUUACUACCCGAAGCAACAUACAGUAUAUGAAGAGAGGUCGUAGUGGGGUUCCUCAUAAUUGUGACCACCUGGAGUUCUUUUCACAUUCAACUAAGUCUAAGCACACAAGUGUUUUUGCAGUACAUCCUUAUGAAAAUGCAGUUGCUGUGGCCAGGAGCUCGAGUUUAGCAGAAGAAAGCUGAAGCCACAGAACCACUGCAGCAGGUUUUCACUUUUUUGCUGCCAUUGCACAUUACCCACCAGUAUGCAAAUUCUGGUUUUGUAAUGUGCAGUUCUGCAUACAAACAAUGGUAGCUGCAUUUUAGAGAGGGCAGAAUUUAAAGAAUGAUUGUCUGUGAAACGAGAUUCAGGAAGAUUUAGGUACAUGUGAAAGAACCCCAGGUGAUUAAAUAUAAUCUGGACACUUCCACUGUGACAUCCUUUAUGGCCCACAUGUCCCCUGGGACAUAAAACCCCAUAAACUAUUGUUAUUGUUAUUAUUAUCAUCAAAAUGCAUAAGAAAGCUUCCCCUACAAGCACCCUGCUGCAUACAAAUGGUGGCAUGCUUCGUUCUUGAUGCACAGACCAAAUGUUGGUAUUGGAAAAGGUCAGCUGUGAUGCACCCAAGGUAGCACAUAUGCUAGUGCUCUGCGGCGGUGUUAAGCAGAAUGUUUGUGCAACUUACCAUAUGGCAGGCAGCAGGAUAUGUGAGGAACCUACCUUAAAUUAUUGAAAUGAGUUCCUUUAAUUGUAGGUGGGUUUACAGAUGAGGCAUUUCUUCACAAGAGAGCCCAUCUAGACAUGUGGAAUAGGAGGCCCGCCUUGACUUUCUGUAAACAAGUGUACCUUUCUUCAAUUUUUGAGGUGUCUGUACGUGACAUUGGCAUGCAUGAAUCCUCAGUGGAGCACAUUCUUGGCAUUUUCAUGAGUGAAAUUUUUGCUACGCUUGGCUGCUUUGCUGUGUCCGAGCAGGCUUGUGACUCCACCUUGCAACUUGCCUGCCUAUGUUUGACCCUAGCAGGCCACCAGCUGUGUAUCUUGACCGCAUAAUGCAUGCCAGUGCUUUGCAUCCAAUGUAAAGGAAUGAGUGUGAGGACAUUUAUUUAAAAGAUGGAGACGACAGUAGGAGAGUGCCAUAGAUUUACUUUUGAGACGGUGAAGGUGCAAUGUUCUGAUGAUGUGUAUGUUUACUGAUGUCUGCUUGGCAUGUGCAAACAACCUUUUGGUAGCUUAACAACACUGAAUGUGAUCAACUAAAGUGCAUUACAAGAAGCAGGCUUCAAGGUGUGCAUUUUCCCAGUAUCAUGUCAAGUGGCUGUUUGCAAUAAUUGUUUACUGUUUUGAUUAUUGUUGUGGUGAAGUGGUGUGUCCUGACCAGCAGUGUUAUGUGUUGUGCCCCAGCCUCUGGUUUCUGCUGGAGCCUGGUGAUUGACUGCAUAUCCAUACUCUCUGUGAUUGUUAUGUUGCAUUGGUUUGCAACUUUUCAGUGAAAACUGGCCACAUGUAAGGCUCCUCCACUGCGAUCCCAUGAUUGGGUUGCUUUGUCAGUGUUGUGUAUCAGAACUGUUGUCGCAGACUUCCACAGCUGCAUUGGUGUGUGUACAUCAUGUGUUGUACGCUUUGCUUCAAAUCAUUACAGAUACAGCCAAAAUGUCAUUAAUUGUUUGAAAGGUAGCGGAAACGCCAUCUGCAUGAUUCUCUCUUCUUUCAAGUGUGUUACAGAUGUAACUGUAUGCCUCAAAGGUUUUUGGUGCUAGUCGAAAGUGACAGAUCAUAGUUUGCCUGUUUGAUUCUCCAGUUGGUGUAAUAAGUGGGCGUCAGGCUUAACAUUAUUUGUGCACCUUGGCAGAUCUUUGAUCUCAAGUAGAUCAGAGUAUGCUGAGCACAUGCGUGCACUUAUUUUUGCGAUGGAUAUAUACUUUUUACAAACUUGUGCGGCUUCCCUUUGUGUGCCGUGAAAAUGAUGUAAUGAUGUACAAAUGAUAUACAUGUAAUGAUGUUUGAAUAAACAACAUUUUAUCGGCGGGGUGCCGUCAGACAGA